CCUCUGUGCCGACUCAUGGAAACAAUGAAAGGUAUUGUUGCAGCAUCUGGCAGUGAGACUGAGGAUGAGGACAGCAUGGACAUUCCCUUGGACCUUCCUUCAUCCUCUGGCUCAGGCAAGAGAAGGAGAAGGGGCAACCUGCCCAAGGCGUCUGUGCAGAUUCUUCAGGAUUGGCUGUAUGAGCACCAUUACAAUGCCUAUCCUUCCGAGCAAGAAGAACCACUGUUGUCCCAGCAAACACAUCUGUCUACACUACAGGUCUGUAACUGGUUCAUCAGCGCCCGCUGCAGACUUCUUCCUGACAUGCUGAGAAAGGAUGGCAAACAUCCAAAUCAGUUCACAAUUUCCCGCCGUGGGCCCAAGAUUUCUGAAACAAGCUCUGCAGAGUUGGUGAUGGGCAUCAAAAACUUCAUGCCAGCUCUAGAGGAGACCCCGUUUCAUUCCUAUACAGCUGGGCCAAACCCAACCCUAGGGAGGCCACUGUCUCCUAAGCCGUCUUCCCCAGGAUCAGUCUGGGCUCAUCCAUCAGUGAUCUGCCAUACCACUGUGACUGCACUGAAAGAUGUCCCUUUCUCUCUCUGCCAGUCAGUUGGUAUGGGACAAAACACAGAUAUACAGCAGGUAGCGGCCAACAACUUUACAGACACCUCUCUCAUGUACCCAGAGGACAUGUGUAAAUCUGGACCAAGUACUGACACACAAAGUAGUCUUUUCAACACUCCUCCCCCUACUCCAACGGACCUCAACCAGGACUUUAGUGGAUUUCAGCUUCUAGUGGAUGUUGCCCUCAAACAGGCUGGAGAGAUGGAGCUUCAGGCGAAACUUACAGCUUAA
Molecule: messenger RNA, 834 nt
Organism: Rhinopithecus roxellana (golden snub-nosed monkey)
Lineage: Eukaryota; Metazoa; Chordata; Mammalia; Primates; Cercopithecidae
Product: homeobox protein TGIF1-like
Exons: 2
Coding region: 16-834 (272 amino acids)
Biological process (GO): regulation of transcription by RNA polymerase II
Molecular function (GO): RNA polymerase II cis-regulatory region sequence-specific DNA binding; DNA-binding transcription factor activity, RNA polymerase II-specific
Source: RefSeq, a predicted model, not a curated record